This is a messenger RNA of Hippocampus comes (tiger tail seahorse), 797 nucleotides long. It is a transcript of the gene pln2, whose product is annotated as phospholamban 2. Gene Ontology annotation, biological process: negative regulation of ATPase-coupled calcium transmembrane transporter activity; negative regulation of calcium ion import into sarcoplasmic reticulum; negative regulation of heart rate. Gene Ontology annotation, cellular component: membrane; sarcoplasmic reticulum. The coding region runs from base 293 to 454 and encodes 53 amino acids. The record is from RefSeq and is a predicted model, not a curated record. Gene Ontology annotation, molecular function: ATPase inhibitor activity. The transcript has 2 exons. NCBI's taxonomy places the organism in Eukaryota, Metazoa, Chordata, Actinopteri, Syngnathiformes, Syngnathidae.
UAUCGCUCUGUCUCUUCUCUCUCUCUCCAGCUCGCUCUCCUUCCUACCCUCCCUCCCACUCUCCUGUUUACAGCCUUGAAUAUCUGACAUUUCUUUGUCUUUCAAACACCAGUCAGACCUGCUCUCAUCUGAAAGAAGAUUCAAAGCAUUCUGCUGCAUAACCAGCCCGGACCUGAACUCCUCAGCAGGAAUCCUGCGCUACCUUCAUGUCCUGAUUCCCUCAUCUAAGCGCACCACCACAACCUCGCUGUUGCCUCUCUUCAGCCACACAGCAGACCACAACAGCCCAAACAUGGAGCGCGUCCAGCACAUCACCAAGUCGGCCAUCCGCCGUGCAUCCCAAAUCGAGGUGACUCCGCAGGCCAAGAGGAACCUGCAGGAGCUCUUUGUCAACUUUACCCUCAUCCUCAUCUGCCUGCUUCUCAUCUACAUCAUCGUUCUGCUGAGCAGCUGAUGCUGCGUCUGUGGACCAUGAGGCACCCUCACACUUCACCGAUUCACUCCAUGUGUGACUGCAUGUCUCCCUACUGCUGCUCCAAGUCUGUCCCAGACUUGGGUGCAAUUUAUUUAAGCUGAAGAAUGAGUGAGCUACAGUAAGCACCCACCCGCGGUAUAGGACGUUUUGCACAUUUCCUACAAUGUAGCACAUUAACUGUAAGAAAAAAAAAACAAUGUGUGAAACUCACAGCUACUCAGGACUUCCACGGGAUGCUUUAUGUCACACUCCCAUCCUGAGAACGAAAGAAGAAAUCAUCACUUGAUGUACACUGUUAAAUAAACACAUAGCAACAAUGGAA